AUGGCUCUCAUGUCGGCUGCACCAUUCUUAAGGGGCUGUCGGCGGCGGAGCGAGUUCAGUUCCGCCUUAGACCUCGUCGAGAUCGCGAUCGCUAUGUGGCCACCACUGCUGCUGGUGAUGUUGUUCCUUCAAGUUUGGCUCAGACCAAUCAAGGCUCUUUUUGAGCAGUGUAAUCAUCAGGUGAAGAUGCAAUCGGGCCAGAAGCUGCUUAUUAACUCACCCUACUACCCGGCCUUGUAUCCUGUCGGCACAUCCUGUCGCUACGCGGUGGAGGCGCCCAAGGAUCAGGUGCUGCAAUUUAAGUGUGAACUUCAGCUGCAGACGUUUCCAAGUGGCAUCUCUGUACAAGACUUUCCUUCAAUUACAUUUUCCCUGACUUGUUCGCAGCUUUCCACGGACCUGAAAUGCCGCUCGGAGGUGUUUCACUUCAAUUCCGAAGGCGACGAGGUGUUAACAAGUUCCGAAUACUUUUGCGGUAGCGGAAAAUUUGAGCGCAAAAGUUUCCUCAAUCGUGCCGUGAUUUCCUACAUUUCCAACGGCCAACCAGAGCCACCACCCACCACCGCGUCAUCCGUCAAGCUGAAGGAUAAGCUCUCAGGGGUAUCGACGACUGAGGCGCCACAAAAUGUUUCCAUAGAGGAGCAAGAUGAGGAGGCAGAGGAGGAGGAGGAGGAGGAACAAUACCAAGAGCCAGAGCAGGAAGAAACCGAAGAGUCGGAGGACCUCAGUGACGAGGUGCUGCACGUGUUGCAGGAUGUGGGCGUCAGCGAUGCCUUGGCCUAUGUGGCCUCCCUGCUCUACGACGACGUUGAGGAGUCCAGAAAGUCCAGCACUGCCAUUUACCUUAAGCAUCACCUGCCAAGUCAACGCAGUUCAAAGACUUCCGCAAAACGUGUCCGGAUUGUGUCGAACUAUCCCCUGGCUCCUGCUGCCGGAGGCGGACGCUUCACCUGCCUGGUGGAGGCCAUACAGCCCACGUGUAGCUGCGGCUGGAGUCGCUACCCCCUGUCCCGGAUAGCCAGUCCUGAUAACGAGGAGGCAAUGUUGCAUGAGUUUCCUUCCAUGGCUGGUGUCUUGACCAAGAAGCAGGGAAAGGUGUUCUGUGGAGCAGCGAUCAUUCACCACCACUACUUGCUGUCGGCGGCUCAUUGUUUCCUGGGUCCCGAGACCAGGAAUGCCGCGCAACUUCGUGUCGUAGUGGGCGAGCACGAUCUGGCCAGCUCCUUUGAGACCUUUGCCACCAGGAGAUACGAUUUAGAUGCCCUGAUCCUCCACGAGCAGUUCAGCCAGGCGAAUGGACAGCCCAGGAACGAUAUCGCCUUGCUGAGAACACGAUCGCCCAUCGUUUGGAGCCGCCAUGUGGGUCCUGCCUGCCUGCCACUGCAGCCUGCGGAGGAUGGCCGUAAGCUGCCCUUGGCAGGUGAUCAAGUUGUGGCCGCCGGUUGGGGCACCACUUCCUAUGGCGGUCCCCAGACCACCCGCCUGCUGAAGACCACCCUGGAUGUGAUCGAUGGUCAGGUUUGCCGGCAAACUUUGGCCUCGAGCUCAACUGGAGUUCCAACACAUACCUUCUGCACAUAUACACCCGGACGGGACACGUGUCAAUACGACUCCGGCGGAGCACUCUACGAGAGGAUUAACGGACGCCUGGUGGCCGUGGGCAUCGUUAGCUUUGGCCAAGCCUGCGCCACACAGCUGCCAUCGGUCAAUACGCGAGUUGCCUCGUUCAUCAAGUGGAUACGAUCCAAGAGCCCCGAGGUGGCCUAUUGUCCUGGCCGAAUAUAA
Molecule: messenger RNA, 1785 nt
Organism: Drosophila kikkawai
Lineage: Eukaryota; Metazoa; Arthropoda; Insecta; Diptera; Drosophilidae
Source: RefSeq, a predicted model, not a curated record